CGCGCGCAUUACAUCUCCUCCAGUAUCUGCACAGAGAAAGCAAUGUCCCCCUCUCCUCACGCCGCUACUGAUGCGCUCGAGGAAGUCCGGUGAUUGAAAGUCCCAAUUGGAAGUCCCAAUCACCCGCAGACAUGCGAGGUGCGUGUCUAUGGCUGUCCCUCACCUAUUUGGCCGCCAGCCCCGACGGGUUGGGGGCACGGGAAUACAGCAACUCAACCGUUAUCGGCGGGGUUCUAUUUGUGAAUGCAGAAGGGCUGUUGAACCUCUCAGACCCGUACACGUCCAACCGGACAAAUGUCUUCUCGCUGGACCUGGACGAGGGCACGCUCGCGGACUGGCACUCCAUGGCGGGUAAAAAGCGCUACGGGGGAGAGUCCCAGAACGCGACCGUGAAAUCCCUACUGGUCGUGGCUUACUCUUUCAUCAUUGUCAUCUCGUUAUUCGGAAACACGCUGGUGUGCCAUGUGGUGAUCAAGAACAAGCGGAUGCACUCCGCCACGAGCCUGUUCAUCAUUAACCUUGCGGUGGCAGACAUUCUCAUCACGCUGCUCAACAUGCCCUUUACUUUGGUUCGCUUUGUGAACAGCAGCUGGGGGUUCGGGAAGGGUAUGUGCCACAUCAGCCGGUUCGUCCAGUACUGCUCCCUGCACGUAUCCACACUCACUCUCACGGCAAUCGCGCUGGACAGACGCCAGGUCAUUCUCCACCCUUUGAGGCCCCGCAUGUCCCAGACUCGCGGCGUUGUGUGUGUGAUUCUCAUCUGGGUCAUGGCCAGCUGCUUCUCCUUGCCUCAUGCUAUCUACCAGAAGCUCCUAACCUUUGUGUACAGUAAGGAGAAGGUGCGCAGCCUUUGCGUCCCCGACUUCCCCGAGCCCUCUGACGUCUACUGGCAGUGCAUCGACCUCCUCACCUUCAUCCUCCUCUACGUCCUACCCCUCCUCAUCAUCACCGCCGCCUACUCAACCGUGGCUCGCCGCCUGUGGCGCCGUAAUGCUAUCGGGGACACCACCACUGCGCAGUUCGCUGUGCGGCGGCGGAGGCGGCGGCGCACCCUGGCUAUGUUGUUGGCGGUUGUUGGGGUGUUCGCAGUAUGCUGGUUCCCUCUGAACUGCUACGUGGUGCUACUCUCCAGCCAGGCCAUUCAGUCAUCCAAUGCCUUGUAUUUCUGUUUUCAUUGGCUGGCGAUGAGCUCAACGUGUUACAAUCCCUUCAUCUACUGUUGUCUGAACCCCGCCUUCCGCCAGGAGCUAAGGCUGCUAUUGGGCAUGUGUCAGAGGAGGGGGCGUGGAGGGGUGGGGCCUGUGCUGGUGGCUCAUCCCUCCUGCGCACCCUGCCACAGAGCCGCCUGGCCGGAGAGCCGCACUGGUUCUCGGCCGAGUCACGCCUCUUCACACCCGAGCCACGCCUCUUCUCGACCAAGCCACUCCUCGUCCUCUCGCCAGCCCCCUAAAGACAGGCAUGUCCUUUUCACCGCUAGACAUGCCAGUAAAACAGACAUCCUAUCAGUGGAGCCUAUAGUAGCUGUCAGUUAACUUCGACUACCAGAAUGCAUUUGGGUUGGGAUUGAGUGAAUGAUUGAGUUUAUUUGACAAUUAAAGACGUGUAAAGUUGCUGCAUUAGGUGGUGAGUCCUGUUGAAGGACUACGUUGUUAGCCAAAGACAGUGGGGGCUCUUGGACAGGAAAUGUGAGAUCUUUAAACUUUCAUGACAGCGCCACCUUCAGGAAGAAAUGUCUCACAUGGAUAGGAGUAGGGGUUGGGGAGGUCUAGCAACAAAUGCAACACCCAAACCAGCAACCACUCUGUUAGCACAUACUGUAUACACUGAGUGUACAAAACAUUUAAGGACACCUUCCUAAUAUUGAGUUUACACCCCCCCCCCCCUUUCCCUUCCGAACAGCCUCAGUUCGUGGGGGCAUGGACUCUACAAGGUGUCAAGUGUUCAACAGGGAUGCUGGCCCAAGUUGACUCUAAUGCUUCCCACAGUUGUGUCAAGUUGGCUGGAUGUCCUUUGGGUGGUGGGACAUUCUUGAUACGCACAGGAAACUGUGUGUACUACCGUACCCUGUUCAAAGGCACUGAAUGGAACACACACACAAUCCAUUUCUCAGUUGUCUCAUGGCUAAAACAUCCUUCUUUAACUUGUCUCCUCCCUUUCAUCGACAAUGAAUUAGGUGGAUUUAACAAGUGACAUCAAUAAGGGAUCAUACCUUUCACCUGGUCAGUCUAUGUCUUGGAAAGAGCAGGUGUCCUCAAUGUUUCGUACACUCAGUAUACAUUAGCAGAGCAGUAUUGUCGCGGCAUAGACAGUUCUGUUUGUCUCGGGACCGCAUUGCACCACAACCUGCGAAACUUGCUCUGCCUCUCUUUAUGUUCUGUCUCUGUCUAGUUAUUUUGUCUCGCUUUCCGAAUAAAUCACGGACAAUUAUAUCCGUUCUUGGACAUCAAAAGGCGGUGGAAUUUUGUCAUUUCACCAGCUGCUGUUCAUUCCCAAAAAAUAAUAUUGUCUUCAUUCCCGCUGAUCGCCCACUGCACACAGAUUAUUAAGUGUUGUGGUGGGUCCCUGACAGCUUUUCAUUUCAUUUUUGUUGAAGACAGAACUAUCUAACCAGUGGGGGUGAAGACUGUGAGCGCAAUAUUCCGCUCCCCGAGUUUCACUGCUGCUGUCGCGGAGUUGCAGGAAGGUGAGGGGAGCUAGAGUUUGAAGGAACAAUCUGUAACUUUCACUUCAUGUCGGAAGUGCUAUCCCUGCACGUUUUGUAUACUGUGGCGUUGGGUCUCGCUCGGCAAAUGUAACUGAAGGUGACCCACAGAAUUUCAGUAACUCUGUAGCAGGUUCUGUGCAUUUGCCAAGAUCCACUCCUAAUGUUUGCAAACAUGUGGAGGGACAGCGCUUUUAACCAUUGACUGUAAACGAAAGUAACAGACCGAACCUUUAAGAUCUGAUAAGAGUUCAGGACCGUGGGAAAGAGGAAAGGGGUAAGCUUUUGUGGUCCCCGAAAAUGAGCAGAUAUGUGCACCACGUCAUUGCGGUCUCUCGCUCUGCCGUGUGUGAUUCUUGCUAGCUGUCACUCAAAUGGCGUGGGGCUGAAGCUCAUUGGCCGGAAACUGCUAGAGGGCUGGCCCACGUGGGGGUAAAUGUAGGGAUUUCGUGGCUAAUUGACAUAAAAUCUUAAUUCUGCUUAUAGAUUUAUGUACUGUAUGUAUACAUAUUGACACAUCCAGCCCAAAGCGGGGGUAAAAAAAAAAAACGUUAAAAAAUCCUAGUUGCCAAAGUACCAGAGCAUAAAUGUAUAAAUGGACUCCUGAGUGGUGUAGUGGUCUAAGGCACUGCAUCUCAAUGCAAGAGGCAUCACUACAGUCCCUGGUUUGAAUCAAGGCUGGAUCAGAUCUGGCUGUGAUUGGGAGUCACAUAGGGCGGCGCACAAUUGGCCUGUCUGGGUUUGGCCGGCGUAGGCCGUCAUUGUAAAUAAGAAUUUGUUAUUUUAACAGACUUGCCUAAUUAAAUCAAUAUUAAAUAUAUAUAUAUUUUUUUUUUCAGUUUGAUAAAUAUAUUAAAGAAAAACGUGGUAAACUAUACUUGACGGAAGGAACCCUAUAGGCCUGGUCAAAAGUAGUGCACUAAAGUAGAACAGGGUGCUAUUUGGGACACUUUCUAUAAUGAGAAUGGUACUGGUUAUAUUAUGCAUGAGCUUGUUGGAAAUUAGGCACAGAGUAACCUCGUUCACAGGCUCAAUUGCAGAGAGAGCCGGCUGGUGGACAAGAUGAGUCACUCAUCAAAGGGUUCUGUAAUACUGCUGAUGGAACUGGUAACCAGACCUUGAAUAACAUGUUAUUUGUUUUCUUUUAAAUACUUUGUAUCCAUUUUAUUUAGCUGACCAGGAGUGCCGGGUGGGUGAGGUUUGCACAUUUGGGACUAUUCUAUUGUAGGUUAAGUGAAAUCAAGUGCAUCUAAAGUAUGUGAAAGAAAACAAGCAGCGUUUUCACCAAGACCUGACAGUGAUAUGAAUGACAGAUUUGCAUGUCUGUGUCAAUGUUUACUUCUUAAUUCAUCUGAAUGUUGAGCGAACCGGGUAAAAGUGUGAGCAUCUGUGACUUGAUGUUCACGUGUACAGAUGAUAAUGAUGGUGGUUUAAACCUGACAUUCGAACAUGCUUGCGUUAAUGUUUGGCUUCAUGGAAGUUGUUCUCGUUUUGAACGUUGACGCUAGGGUAUUGUGUCGAGUUGGUGGUAACGUCAGGCAUGAGCAUCUGUAAUAUGACGGUUUUGUGAUGUAAAUGUGAUGUGGCAUCUGAAUUGUGAUUUCUUCCGUCUCUCUGUGCUUUCUGAGAUCCAUUGCCUUAACUCAUAGUGCACAUAUCUUUGUGUACACGCCUUUCUCAUGAAAGUCUGUACUUUCCUUUUGCGAUAUUUAUCAAUGUGUUCAUGAAUUAGGAUUCUCCACCAAAUAUUGUGUUACAGAUGUGUUUGUAGAAUUAGAUAUGUGAUUCUCUUUUCAAAAGCCAUUAAAGUAUGCGACAACGAUGGGUUGGUGUGACUCAUAGACAACGGUAUGGUUUUGUGCACUAUUACUUCUGAGCUCCCUUCUUCCAUUAAGAGUCUCUCUGUGUGUGUGUGUGUGUGUGUGUGUGUGUGUGUGUGUGUGUGUGUGUGUGUGUGUGUGUGUGUAGCUAAUCUGAACUCCAACUCUGCUACUAUUCAUGAGAGUGGGGGGGGGGUCAUUGUGUUUCGAGGGAACGUGAGGUCCAAGGUCAGUUGCAUGAAUGUGUGCAGAGCAUUUCACGUACGGCACAUGAAAUGUGGGCUCAAAGAAGCACAAAUAAGGUGACGUCUGUCUGAUGACCUCAAGCAAGUCCCAAAGGAAUGUCGAUUAACAUCCUCUGCCCCUUUGCAAUCAAAUGACACUCAGGAUACGGUGGUUUUUACGAAAAAUGUGAUUUUAGUCCUGCCGUGACAAACAAGUGUACUGACAUUUACAAUGCCUGCUAGGCUGCUAUGCACAAUCUAUUCCAAUUUAGGAUUUACACAUUGUGGUUGCGGGGUCAAUUUCAGUUUCUGUUUAAAUUGUAUUCUGAACAAGUCCUCAUCAAAAUGCAGUUAGUGCCUACCCAGUGGUUCUGAGAACCAGAUAUUUCUCGGAGCAAGGUAAAAUCAUGGUUGUUCUAUGGUUAUUUUGGAUACAACCUUCCCAUAUCCUUUCCUACAGGUUUCCUCAUGGAUCUACUUAAAGUAAUGUUGUCAAAAUGGUCAGAGAACGUUAAGAAACAAAUGUUCUUCUGUGGAAAUUUUGGUACUUCAGCAUAACCUUUUUGUCCAGUUUCCUCAUGGUUCUAUUUAAAGUCAUGUUCUCGGAACGUUAAGAAAACUUACCAUUAAAACCACAACAAAACAUUAGUAACAUUCUAAGUAUAUUACUGAAAACCAUGUACAUUCCGUUCUUAGCAUCAACAAAACUCUCUUCAGCCUCUAUCUUGUUAGGUAUGUUGGCCACAUCUAAACUUAAUGGGUGCUUGUUUCCUUUGAAAUAAAUAAAUAAAUCCAGCUGCUUCUCAAAAUACAAUCUCAAGCAUUCAUUUGGUUGCUGUGCACUGCCUUUAAGAACUGAUUUGAGUUCAGGACUAUGGGAAAGAAGAAAGUGGUAAACUAUACUUGACGGAAGUUACCCUAUAGGCCUGGUCAAAAGCAGUGCACUAAAGUAGAACAGGGUGCCAUUUGGGAAACUGUCCACGAGAAGGCUACUGGUUAUAUGCUACAUUAUGCGUUCACUUGUUGGCAAUGAGGCACUGAGUAACCUCGUCCGCAGGCUCAAUUACAGAGAGAGCCGGCUGGUGGACAAGAUGAGUCACUCAAAGGAUUCUGUAAUACUGUUGAUGGUACUGGUAACCAGACCUUGGAUACAAUUGUAUUUGUUUUCAAAAAAAAUUGUAUCUAUUUUAUUUAGCUGAACAGGAGCACCAGGUGGGUGGGGUUUGCACUUUUUGACAAUUCUAUUGUAGGGCAACGUAAUCAAGAACACCCAAUUUAUGUGAAAGAAUACAAGUAGCGUUUCCACCAAGACCUGAUGGUAAUUUGAAUUACAGAUUUGUAUAUGUUUGUGUCGUUUCGUUCUUAAUUCAUUUGAAUGUUGAGCGGACAGGGUGAAGUGUGAGGAUUUGAACAUGCUUGUGUUAAUGUUUGGUUUCAUGGAAGUUGUUCUUGUUUUGAACGUUGACGCUAGGGUAUUGUGUGAGUUGAUGCUAACAUCAGAUAUGAGCAUCUGUAAUAUGAUGUUUUUUGUGAUGUGGGAUCUGAAUUGUGAAUUCUUCCCUCUCUCGAUCUGUGCUUUCUGUAAGUGUGUGCAGAUGCUUGCAUGUGUGGGACGGUAUUGCCAAAGGGUUUGAGUUACGUUUCUGCUCUGGUUUAGCUCCUUAGUAAUGGAUUGUGACUGGCUGAUUGCUCUGUUAACAUUUGGCCAAUAUGUUAUUGUCCAACCCCUUUAACUUUUUCUCUUUUUCAAAAGCCAUUAAAGUAUGCGACAACGAUGGGUUGGUGUGACUCAUAGA
Molecule: messenger RNA, 6541 nt
Organism: Oncorhynchus masou masou (cherry salmon)
Lineage: Eukaryota; Metazoa; Chordata; Actinopteri; Salmoniformes; Salmonidae
Product: G-protein coupled receptor 83-like
Exons: 4
Coding region: 132-1532 (466 amino acids)
Biological process (GO): neuropeptide signaling pathway
Cellular component (GO): plasma membrane
Molecular function (GO): neuropeptide Y receptor activity
Source: RefSeq, a predicted model, not a curated record